This is a messenger RNA of Diaporthe citri, 309 nucleotides long. RefSeq lists its product as uncharacterized. The transcript has 2 exons. Bases 1 to 309 code for a protein of 102 amino acids. Lineage: Eukaryota; Fungi; Ascomycota; Sordariomycetes; Diaporthales; Diaporthaceae. The record is from RefSeq and is a predicted model, not a curated record.
AUGAAGGACGCUGUGAAUGAGCUAAGACAAGAGACUAAUCGCGCUGUGAACCAUUGUCAGUACACUCCUCUUCCAGGAGGGAGAUACACCCGCGUGCUCGAGCUGCACCCCGGAGCAGGCGAUGAGCCUCUGCGCGGCACCCUCUCAGAUGUCUCCCUGGACGACUCCUCGCUCGAGUUCGAAGCACUCUCCUACGUCUGGGGCGCGGGGUACGAGAACGCAGGCACAGUCAGCCUCGGCGGCGGCCAGUGUCUCGAGCUACGGCCUAACCUCACUGGCAGUCCUUGGCUAUUUAUGUGUUGUUUAUGA